UUUGUUUAUGUUUGUUGUAAUCAAACUAGCUGGUUUUGUUUUUCCGAUUUUUCAUUAAACUGCUUUAUAUCCAUUAAACAAAUUAUUAAUCAAAAUGAGUGAUAGUGAAGAAUCAAGCACCCCCAGUCACAGUGGCAGCGAUAGCAGUUCGGAAGGCAGUCCGACCAUGCUGGAUCCCACUUCAAACUGUUUCAAACCGCUGAGGGUUCUCUAUUCACGCAAGGCAACGCGAGCUGUCCCAGUUCCGGAAGCAAAACUACACGACAAUGUUGGUCAGUUUGAGUCGUGCUUCAAACAGUUAGGCGGCUUCGACCAGCAGUAUAGCGCCGAGCGGAUGAAACAAAUUCAGCAAGAAAGGGCCGCCAAUUCCAAGCGGGCCCAAAUGCAAAUGCCCAGUUCGAGUUGGACGGAGAUGCCCCAGAGACGGUUUCUGCCACAUCAAGGUAUGAUUAAAGCGGAAAAGCCGGCCCGAUUCAAACGCAACAUUUUAAUGAAAUUGGAAAACACCGAUGGCCCGCUAAAGCUUUUGCUGGGUUGGAUGCGGGAACGCAUCCGGGUUAAAGUCUAUACUCGCAAGGAAAGUGGCGUUAGGGGCUUUGUGACCGGAUUUGUGGAGGCGUUUGACAAACAUUGGAACAUGGCGCUGGUGGACGUGUACGAGUCAUGGAAGCGACGCAAGUAUCACUACUCGGAGAAUAAGCUGUGUACGUUGGGAGAACCACAAGACUGCAGCGAAGUGCUGCGAAAGAUGGGCAUCCAGGUGCCAGAAAUAAGCGUUCAGUCGGCGGGGCGGAAAUAUGUAAUGUGCAGUCGAAAGGUGCCAAAGUUACUGAUUCGAGGAGAGCAAGUAGUGUUGGUGACGCGUGAAAAUAGUGUUGAUGUCAAGAAAGAAAAAGAAGAGCAAUGAAUAAAGUUGAUAUGGAAAUUUA
Armigeres subalbatus is the source of this 929-nucleotide messenger RNA. RefSeq names its product U7 snRNA-associated Sm-like protein LSm11 (gene Lsm11). Gene Ontology annotation, biological process: mRNA 3'-end processing by stem-loop binding and cleavage. Lineage: Eukaryota; Metazoa; Arthropoda; Insecta; Diptera; Culicidae. The record is from RefSeq and is a predicted model, not a curated record. The coding region runs from base 95 to 907 and encodes 270 amino acids. Gene Ontology annotation, molecular function: U7 snRNA binding. The transcript has 2 exons. Gene Ontology annotation, cellular component: U7 snRNP.